AUGAAGUUGCCUGCCAAUGGCAGUCAAAAGCUCAUCGAUAUCGAAGACGAGCGCAAGCUCCGUGUCUUCAUGGACAAGAGAAUGGGCGCUGAGGUUCCAGGAGACUCCGUCGGAGACGAGUUCAAGGGAUACAUCUUCAAGAUUACCGGUGGUAACGACAAGCAAGGUUUCCCAAUGAAGCAAGGUGUUAUGCACCCAACCCGUGUCAGACUUCUCCUUUCCGAGGGUCACUCUUGCUACCGCCCACGCCGAACUGGUGAGCGCAAGCGUAAAUCCGUUCGUGGAUGCAUCGUCGCCAUGGAUUUGUCCGUUCUCGCUUUGAGCAUUGUCAAGCAAGGAGAGAGCGACAUCCCAGGUGUCACCGACGUUGUCCACCCAAAGAGAUUGGGCCCCAAGCGUGCCACCAAGAUUAGAAAGUUCUUUGGGCUCACCAAGGAGGAUGAUGUCCGUAAAUUCGUUAUCCGUCGUGAGGUUCAACCAAAGGGUGAGGGCAAGAAGGUCUACACCAAGGCACCAAAGAUCCAACGUUUGGUCACCCCUCAACGUCUCCAACACAAGCGUCAUAGACUCGCACUCAAGCGUCGUAACGCUGAGCGUACCAAGGAUGCUGCCAACGAGUACGCCGCUAUCCUUGCCAAGCGUGUCUCUGAGGCCAAGAACGCCAAGGUUGAUGCCCGCAAGCGCAGAGCUUCUUCUAUGCAUACCAAUUUAAAAUGGACUGCAUAUUACUACUUAGGAAGGCGUUUCUGGAAUGCAAAUGAUGUGCUAUUAAUAUGUUUUGAUGUUCCCAUAUCUUAUCAAAUGCAGUGGAUGGUUCCUCCUACUGAAAUCUUGUCCUUCGGCUUAUCCUUUUUGACCAUCUCCCCCUUCCCGACUCGCUUCACUUUGCACAUAUUAGUCCUACUCUUUGCCAUUCUCCCAUCCUCCAAUCCUGUUGCUCUUGCCCACCUUUUCCUUGUCGAUAUUAUGCCGAACUCUUACUCGGUUGGUACUGUUUGA
This is a messenger RNA of Botrytis fragariae, 999 nucleotides long. RefSeq names its product putative 40s ribosomal protein s6 protein. Gene Ontology annotation, cellular component: ribosome. The transcript is spliced from 6 exons. The coding region runs from base 1 to 999 and encodes 332 amino acids. The record is from RefSeq and is a predicted model, not a curated record. Lineage: Eukaryota; Fungi; Ascomycota; Leotiomycetes; Helotiales; Sclerotiniaceae. Gene Ontology annotation, molecular function: structural constituent of ribosome. Gene Ontology annotation, biological process: translation.